AUGUUGUCCUCCAUUGUCCCCUCUCAUGAACCUCCUGCCAGCGCAAGAGGCAGAGCCAGGCAACCCUCACUUGCCACUACUGCGUCUCCCUACGUGGUGGAAGACUGCCUCGGCUUGCUGCAGGUGCUCAGCGACGGCACCGUCCUCCGCUUCCCGCCGCCGCCUUUCCCCGCCGGCGACGGCUGCGACGAUGGCCGGGUGGAGUGGCGGGACGCCGUGUACGACGCCGGCAACAACCUCGGCGUGCGAAUGUACCGGCCUCGCCGCCGCGUAGCGGCUGAUAAUAAGGGGGCAGCGGGGCACAAGAUGAAGACGAAGCUGCCCGUGCUCGUGUACUUCCCCGGCGGGGGCUUCUGCUUCGGCUCCUACUCCUACCCCAAGAACCACGCCCUGUGCCUCCGCAUGGCCGCCGAGCUCCCCGCCGUGGUGUGCUCCUUCGACCACCGCCUCGCGCCGGAGCACCGCCUCCCCGCCGCCUUCGAGGACGCCGCGGCCGCGCUCCUCUGGCUGCCCGGCCAGGUCCUCCGCAGCCCUUGGCUCGCCGGCAGGGCCGACCCGCGCCGGGUGUUCGUGUCGGGCACGUCCUCCGGCGCCUGCGUCGCGCACCAGAUGGCGGUCCGGUUCGGCACCGCGGGGCUCCACCCCCUCAAGGUCGCUGGGUACAUCCUCUUGAUGCCCUACUUCCUGUCGGAGGAACCGACCCCGUCGGAGCUGAGCGCGCCGGCGACCGCCUUGCUGAGCCGGGAGAGGAGCGACAGGUACGUCCGCCUGGCGAUGCCGGCGGGGUGGGACAAGGAUCACCCGCUGGUGAACCCGUUCGGGCCGUACAGCCCUAGCCUGGCGGCGGCCGACUUCGGGCGCGUGCUCGUCGUCGCGGCGGAACGCGACCUGGUCAGGGACAAAAACCUCGAGUACGCUGAGAGGAUGAAGGCGUUGGGGAAGGACGUGCGUCUGGCCUUGUUCCCAGGGCAAGAGCACGCCUUCUGCGCAAUCAAACCACUCUCGGCGGCCGCCGAUGAGGUCAUACGCCUCAUCAAACGCUUCAUUUAGAGAUGAAUUCGCGAAGCGA
Messenger RNA from Panicum hallii, 1069 nucleotides. Its product is annotated as probable carboxylesterase 15. The record is from RefSeq and is a predicted model, not a curated record. Gene Ontology annotation, molecular function: hydrolase activity. The transcript has a single exon. The coding region runs from base 1 to 1050 and encodes 349 amino acids. NCBI's taxonomy places the organism in Eukaryota, Viridiplantae, Streptophyta, Magnoliopsida, Poales, Poaceae.